Molecule: messenger RNA, 633 nt
Organism: Podospora anserina S mat+
Lineage: Eukaryota; Fungi; Ascomycota; Sordariomycetes; Sordariales; Podosporaceae
Exons: 3
Biological process (GO): translation
Cellular component (GO): cytosolic large ribosomal subunit; ribosome
Molecular function (GO): structural constituent of ribosome
Source: RefSeq, a predicted model, not a curated record
GCGUUGCGCAGGACCAAACACAUUUCGAGCAACGAUGAUAAGAUAAGAAAUCCGAUAAAAGAUAAGAGUGUCAGAACUCAGCUGCUUGAGCGAGUUGCGGGGAGAAAAGCUGAAGGUGGGGCCUGCCCUCGUCAAAAACCCACAACAGGCCGGCAAGUCACGGGACCGGGUCAAAUUUCGACCGUGCACCCACACUUGCACGGCAGCCCUGGGCGAAAUUGUUGCAAAUUCGCGAAAACCAAAGAGAGAGGCAGCUGGCCCACGACACCACACGUCAACCACACCACAUCACGACCCCAUCCAGCCGUCAAAAUGGUGAACGUCCCCAAGACCAGAAAGACCUUCUGCAAGAGCAAGGAGUGCGGCAAGCACCAGCUCCACAAGGUCACCCAGUACAAGGCCGGCAAGGCUUCGGCCUUCGCUCAGGGAAAGCGCCGUUACGACCGCAAGCAGAGCGGUUACGGUGGUCAGACCAAGCCCGUCUUCCACAAGAAGGCGAAGACCACCAAGAAGAUCGUUCUCAGACUGGAAUGCUCCGCGUGCAAGGCCAAGAAGCAGCUCCCUCUCAAGCGCUGCAAGCACUUCGAGCUUGGUGGUGACAAGAAGACCAAGGGUGCUGCCCUCGUCUUCUAA